Nothobranchius furzeri (turquoise killifish) is the source of this 1666-nucleotide messenger RNA. It is a transcript of the gene fance, whose product is annotated as FA complementation group E. Gene Ontology annotation, cellular component: Fanconi anaemia nuclear complex. Lineage: Eukaryota; Metazoa; Chordata; Actinopteri; Cyprinodontiformes; Nothobranchiidae. The record is from RefSeq and is a predicted model, not a curated record. Gene Ontology annotation, biological process: interstrand cross-link repair.
GCAGAUGGCGCUGUAAACUGCGGUUAGAGAUGUGAAAACUGGCGCGUUUGAAUUGCUGUCAGAGCUUCAAGCGGACUGGAAGCGUACUCGGUGCUGGCAUGUUUUUGGCUCGGUUUGACGGACAGUCGAGGUUCCUCGUCCGUGCUCUGAUGUCCGGAGUUUCGGGGGCUCAGACGGCGCUGACAGUCUUCCACAAGCAGCAGCGAGCGAACCCGGAGAAAUCCCUGGAUCACUUCAUAGAAACCCUGUGUCAGGACGAAAUAACCAGUGUAGAAAAUGAAAACGAGCCACUCACCGUUAAACCACUUGUUUGCCUGUUUUCAUCACUGUUCAAAAGAAACCUACUGACCUUCAUCUACCUGGUGCGCUCUGUUCUUUCUGGAAUCUCCAUCCUCCAUUUGCUCACAUGUCUCAGUCGGGACUCCCAUCCCAACCCCUGGGUUACAGCUUUGGGCUCACAGCUGAAAAGAUUUCUGGACUUUACUCAAGAUGAACCUCUGCACACCAAACACUGCAGCCAGAGGCUGAAAGAGCUAUCAGCCAGUUUGUGUGGUUCUGAUGAAACUGGGCGUUGGGCGCAGUGCUUUAUUGCUCACUCUAUGAAUUCGGAAUCUCAGAGCACACCUGAUUUAUCAGAACGGGGCACGCAGAGGAAAAGGAAAGGCAGCUAUGGUCAUGUGGAGGAUGCAGACGGUGAAGAAACUGGACAUCAAAGUAAACGAGUGAGGAUGGAUGCCUGUGAGGAUGAGUGCAUCAAAGCAGCAGAUGAGAAAGUGGAAAAGGAUGUACAUGGAGAAUGUGGAGCAGAAAGUCCUCUAGCAGACCGUCUGCAGGAUGACCUGCCUGAAAACAUUAAGUCCUCCUUUCUUCAAAUAAAAGAAGUGCUGGAAAGUCAGACAGAGUGGGAUGAAAACUCCCAAAAUAUGUUCAAUGUGCUGAAUGAGUGUGACCCAGGCCAAGUGGAGGUGUUCUGUAGCCUGCUGGGUUUAGCUGAACUACCUGAACACACUCUGCAGAAGCUGUGCAACAGCAUUCUGUCUCUCACCCCUGACCUGAGCUACAGUACAGCAGCGACCCUCAUCAAGAGCCUCCUGCUGGAAAAGGUUCUGUCCCUGUCAGAACCGGCCUCCAGGUGUCUGGUGAUGGCAGUGAUGUCCCUCUGUAGCCACUAUCCCAGACCUGUGUGUCACGCUAUGAUUGGUCCAAUGCUGGAGGACAAGAACAUUGGGUUUCCACAAGCGGAGCUGCUGAACAGGCUGAUGGAAAGCUGCCUGGAUUCCCACUACAAACAGCUGGUUCUUCAAAUGACUUUCAGAAUUCCCUGGAGUGAAGCUGUGCUCUCUAUUAUCCACAGCUUGCUUGACUCAAAGCCUGACUUAAAUGAAGACAUUUUCACCGACUUCACAGAAGAACUUGUCCGUCAGAGUCCCCGAUUCACCAAAUCUGUCAAGUUUGCCAAAAUGAUGCUGACAGUUCUCACUAAAUUCAGCAGCCAUCUGAGUCCUGCACACAAACACUCCCUGACAAGCUGCUUGAAUUUAAACGAGACGUUUCUGAAGAAAUCGCUUCAAGCUACUUUGAAGAGAAUCACGAACACAUGAUUCAUGAUUAAACUCACUGCAUGUUGAUAAAACUGCUGGAAAUAAAGUUUAUGUGAAUUACUGGA